CACUUCCAUUGGAAAUCUGAAGCAACGUUCUACAGAAUAGAAUUUUUGAUUGCAUAGAGAGUUUCUUCAGGAAUGGGAAAUAGCCACUACAAUUCCUGAAAAUCUUUCAAUACUUACCAUUUUGCUGGGCUUCUUUUGAGUUCUAAAAAAUGCUCAUAUAUUUUAUGUUACACCUAAUUAUAUGUAUGUAUAUGUGUGCAUGAGUGUGUGUGGAUUCCCAAAAAUCUAGGUUCAGUCUUGUGCAACAAAGAUCGGAGGCAGCUCGUGUAAGGAGGGGUAGAGGAUGAGAGGAAGACCCAAAGGGAAAUGGGUUGAGAUGGUGAGAAGGGGUAUGGAGACCUUUUCACUUGCUAAGGAUAGGGCUGCCUUAUAUAGGACUGAUUGGUGAAACAGGCUUUGUAAGCUGUCCCCAAAUAGCUGAGACAAGGCUUUGAUGAUUACUAGGAUGAUGAUGAUGUAAGCACAUGCACACAUGCUUCAUGGUUGUGGAGAAGCUACAGUCUGGUGGUAAAUCUAAAAGGGAGGGUUGGCAGACUGAACUGCCAAGGUUUGGGCUUGGAAGAGGUGUUAUAGAAAUGUUGGAAAAUGAGAAAACAAAAGAUGCAGCUUGGCAAGGCAGAUGCUCUGGUACAGUCUACAUCGGUGGAGGUCAAUCUGAGGGCCAUUUUUCUUUGACAAAUGAGGCAUAUUCAAUGUUUUCACAUACCAAUCCACUGCAUCUGGAUGUAUUCCAAAGUGUAGCACGAUUUGAGGGGGAAGUAGUUGCUAUGACAGCUGCUCUACUUGGCAGCAAAGAGAAGAGCUCUGGAGGGCAAAUAUGUGGCAACAUGACAUCAGGUGGGACCGAGAGUAUACUAUUGGCCAUGAAAUCAUCACGUGAUUACAUGAAAAUGAAGAAAGGGAUCACAAAGCCAGAGAUGAUAAUUCCUGAAUCAGCACACUCGGCAUACGACAAGGCAGCCCAAUAUUUUAACAUCAGACUUUGGCGUGUUCCAGUAAAUAAAGAAUUUCAAGCGGAUGUGAAAGCAAUGCGGCGAUUCAUUAACAGGAAUACUAUCUUAAUUGUUGGGUCCGCUCCUGGGUUUCCACAUGGCAUCGUCGACCCUAUUGAAGAGCUGGGUGAAUUGGCAUCUAGGUCGGGUAUUUGCUUUCAUGUUGAUCUCUGCCUUGGUGGCUUUGUAUUGCCUUUCGCUCGUAAGCUUGGGUACCCAAUUCCACCUUUUGAUUUUUCUGUUGAGGGGGUCACAUCAAUAUCUGUGGAUGUGCACAAAUAUGGCUUAGGUCCAAAGGGCACCAGUACAGUCCUUUAUAGAAAUCAUGAAAUUAGAAAGCACCAAUUUGUCGCUGUAACUGAAUGGUCAGGUGGACUGUAUGUUUCUCCAACUAUUGCUGGAAGCCGGCCCGGGGGAUUGAUUGCUGGUGCUUGGGCAGCUAUGAUGUCUUUAGGGCAUGAAGGAUACUUGGAAAACACGAGAGAAAUUAUGGAAGUAUCAAAGCGGAUACAGAAAGGGAUAAAGGAGAUCCCGGAGCUAUUCAUCAUUGGAAGGCCGGACAUGACAAUCGUUGCAUUUGGCUCAAAUGGUAUAGAUAUAUUUGAAGUCAAUGACCUGAUGUCAUCCAGAGGUUGGCACUUGAAUGCCCUGCAGAGACCAAACAGCAUUCACAUCUGCGUGACCCUUCAGCAUGUCCCGGUUGUUGAAGACUUCCUAAGAGAUCUAAGAGAAUCUGUGGAAACUGUAAAACAAAACCCGGGCCCGAUUAGCGGGGGUCUUGCUCCUAUCUAUGGCGCUGCUGGAAAGAUGACCCAUCGAGGUAUGGUACGGGACUUGUUGGUAGAUUACAUGGAUGGCACUUGCUAAGCCCAUACAUUGCUCUUGGACUGGAUCUCAUCCAUACAGAAUUCCAAGGCUCUUUGAUCGUUCGCUUCUGUGGCAUUCUUUUGGUUUCAAAGGAUAUCUGUUGUUUUGGUGGGCCCUGUGGCGUGAUCGCCCAUCAGUACUUUUACACCGGCCUUCGAUUGAUAUCUGUUUGUAUUUUGUAAGAAGGCUAUUUGCAGAAACUGGUGAAAUAUGUUCUGAUCAAGUGCAUGUUCUAGACGUAUGAUGGUAAGGGUGGACCGUGGUCCAGUGACUGUUUGGGUGCUUAAACUGCUUAUAUAGUCGUGUGACCAAUAUUUUCACAGAAAAUUCACUAUAUUUUCACAGAAAAUUAAUGGGACAAUACUCUGUUAUUGCAAGAUUUUCAAAAUAUUGGCAGUUUGUAAUUUUUUUCA
Molecule: messenger RNA, 2272 nt
Organism: Magnolia sinica
Lineage: Eukaryota; Viridiplantae; Streptophyta; Magnoliopsida; Magnoliales; Magnoliaceae
Product: sphingosine-1-phosphate lyase
Exons: 14
Coding region: 465-1859 (464 amino acids)
Biological process (GO): sphingolipid catabolic process; carboxylic acid metabolic process
Cellular component (GO): endoplasmic reticulum
Molecular function (GO): sphinganine-1-phosphate aldolase activity; pyridoxal phosphate binding
Source: RefSeq, a predicted model, not a curated record